Molecule: messenger RNA, 1807 nt
Organism: Cuscuta campestris
Lineage: Eukaryota; Viridiplantae; Streptophyta; Magnoliopsida; Solanales; Convolvulaceae
Source: the annotation of a GenBank genome assembly
AUGCUCUCUCUUUUAAAUUACUGCUAAACAAUGGAGUAUAAUUAAUGUCCGUUCGAACCAGAGAAGAAAGAAGAAGCCAGAAAGAGACAGAGAAGCAGAGAGAAAUGGGGUGUGCCAAUCUGUUCUUCACAACAGUGAUCAUCUUCUCGGCGGCGCUCAUCACCUACAACAUCCUCGUAUCAGUCAACACCUCUCUGAACCCAGAUUUCCCAAGCCCUACAAAUUUCGGGAGAAAAUUCAGGAGUUCCAAUGACCCGGUGAUCAAGAUGCCGGCUGACGGGGAAUCGGCGGAGAAGAAGAAGAAGAAGAGGCUGUUCCACACGGCGGUCACUUCCUCUGACUCGGUCUACAACACCUGGCAGUGCAGGAUCAUGUAUUACUGGUUCAACAAGUUCAAGGAUGGGCCUGGUUCUGAGAUGGGUGGGUUCACCAGGAUCUUGCACUCCGGGAAUCCUGACAGGUUCAUGGAUGAGAUCCCUACUUUUGUUGCCCAACCCCUUCCAUCUGGGAUGGACCAGGGCUAUAUAGUCCUUAACAGACCCUGGGCAUUUGUGCAAUGGCUUCAACAAGCAAAUAUAGAAGAAGACUACAUACUAAUGGCAGAACCAGAUCAUGUCAUUGUCAAGCCCAUCCCGAAUUUAUCCAGAACUGGCCUUGGAGCUGCAUUCCCUUUUUUUUACAUAGAACCAAAAAAGUUUGAAUCUGUUCUUAGGAAGUUCUUCCCUGCAGAGAAGGGACCAAUAACUGACGUUGAUCCAAUUGGAAAUUCCCCUGUCAUUAUUGAGAAGGAUCUUCUAAAAAAGAUAGCUCCAACAUGGAUGAAUGUUUCGUUGGCAAUGAAGAAAGACCCUGAAGCUGAUAAAGCUUUUGGCUGGGUACUUGAGAUGUAUGCAUAUGCUGUUUCAUCUGCAUUGCAUAAUGUGGGCAACAUCUUAUACAAAGAGUUCAUGAUUCAGCCUCCCUUUGAUACAGAAAUUGGCAAGGCAUACAUAAUUCAUUUCACUUAUGGAUGUGACUAUGACAUGAAGGGAAAGUUGACCUAUGGGAAAAUUGGAGAGUGGAGAUUUGACAAGAGAUCAUAUACUAAUGUAUGGCCUCCGAGAAAUCUCACGCUUCCACCACCCGGUGUUCCAGAGAGUGUGGUGACACUGGUGAAGAUGGUAAAUGAAGCCACUGCUAAUAUUCCCAACUGGGGUUCGUAAGCCAACUAUUAUGUGAGAGGGUAUAUAUAUAAAUGAUGAGGGUUAAUCGUACGACAAUUUUUUGUACAAUAAAUCUUACAACAUUCAUAUCUUACAAUCUGAUUAAUUUUUGCAAAAGCCACCAUAGGAUUGAAAGUUGUGAAUUCAUAGAUCGUCAUCCUAAAGUGUCACAAAAAUCCAGGAUCAUUUUGUACUUCAUCCAAUCGAACGAAAAUUGAUACAAUAUAGGAUGACGACCUCUGAGUUCGUAAUUUUCAAUACUACGGUGGGUUUUGCAAAAAAUAUAUACAUAUAAAAGUGAAAAAUAUGAAUGUUGUGAGAUUUGUUUUAAAAAAAAAGUGUUGUAAGACUAACCCUUUCUGAGAAGAUGUUCAAUCAUGUUCUUGUAGCUCUCUAUAAUGUGAUUGCCCAUAUACUUUCGUUAGUCGCCUUUUUCGUUUUCGUGUAUACCGUCAAUCAUUCUUAGACGAACCUCAAAUGUAUUCAAUAAAGUAUUUCAUUGCCCUCCCGAUUGUAUCUUAUAUCCGGAUGUAUGUAGAUGAUGUGGAUUUUUGUAAAAUUUUAUCAUGGUUCAUUUUUCUCCAAAAUAAAGAACGUUCAUUUUU